GUAUAGAGAAUAUGUUAGUACCCAUAAAAUGAAGUAAAUGUACUAAAAAUAUUCAAUCAAAUUGCUGAUAUCGUUAAAGUGAUUGCUCUUUCUCAAUAUGCCCUAAAUUUUAUAGGUUCUUCAGCCAUUGUAUCACUAUAAAUGUAAAUAAGCGUAUUGCAUGUUCAAUUGACUUCUUUUAGUCUGAAAUUGGGUGAAUAUCGAUCGAUAAGCAGUGCCGUUUGAACAUGUCUGCGUCAAAGAAAGACCAAACAAACGACGGUGACAAGAAUGGCAGGAAACGUAAUCUUCCUUCAUGGAUGAGUUCAAGACAAGCCUCAAGUGGUUCAGCUCAGAGUAACGAAGCCGAGAAUGAAGCAAAAGUUUCUACAUCGACUUCGAGCGGUUCAAAUUUCUCAAAACUUAUGGAAGGGGUUGUAUUUGUGCUAUCAGGUUUUGUCAAUCCCGAGCGUGGUACAUUAAGGUCCCAGGCUUUAGAAAUGGGAGCCAAGUAUGAACCUGAUUGGAACUCGGGUUGCACACUCUUGAUCUGUGCAUUUCCCAAUACACCAAAGUUUCGGCAGGUUGAAGCAGAUAAUGGAACAAUUGUAUCAAAGGAGUGGAUAACAGAGUGUUAUAAAGAACGAAAACUUGUUGAAAUUGAAACUUACCUUAUGCAUGCUGGCAAACCAUGGAGGUGUCAAAGUGUCUCUCAUGAAUCCAGCCAAGGUUACCUCUCUCUGUCUUUGUCUAUCCUCCUCUCCCCCAUCCCACCCCACGCCAAACACGCAGACUAUUUGUGUUUUAAACAAGGAUGGGACUCAUUGAACUCAAUAUAGUGAAUGAUACUUCUAACUAACCCAUGUUUCAGUCAUAAUAGAGAUAGGGUAGAACAUUUGUCAAUGCUGAAAAUUGCAUAGACAAGUGCAAGAGACACCUGAGAUGAAUUUAAAUGGGGAAUAUGGUUAGUGAGGAACUGAGGAUUCAUAUAGCGGACCCCUACUUGUUUGAGGCUGAGGCUUGUUAAGCGCAAGAGACUAUGUCUUAGUCCACCCUGUCCACAUUUAACUUAUGGU
Molecule: messenger RNA, 1055 nt
Organism: Nicotiana tabacum (common tobacco)
Lineage: Eukaryota; Viridiplantae; Streptophyta; Magnoliopsida; Solanales; Solanaceae
Source: RefSeq, a predicted model, not a curated record